Ostertagia ostertagi is the source of this 897-nucleotide messenger RNA. Lineage: Eukaryota; Metazoa; Nematoda; Chromadorea; Rhabditida; Trichostrongylidae. The record is from the annotation of a GenBank genome assembly.
AUGGCUUUCGAAACCAACUAUCCGAUUCCUUACCGAAGCAAACUGACCGAGCCGUUCGAACCUGGACAGACACUUACUGUGAAGGGAAAGACUGGCGAGGACUCUGUCCGUUUCACCAUCAAUCUGCACAACUCGUCGGCUGACUUCUCCGGAAACGAUGUUCCCCUUCAUGUCAGUGUGCGUUUCGACGAAGGAAAGAUCGUCUGUAAUUCAUUUGCAAAGGGAGAAUGGGGAAAGGAAGAGAGAAAGAGCAAUCCUUACAAGAAAGGAGACGACAUCGACAUCCGUAUCCGAGCUCACGACAGCAAAUUCCAGAUCUUUGUUGACCAGAAGGAACUGAAAGAAUACGAGCACCGUCUCCCGCUCUCAUCCAUUACCCAUUUCUCAAUUGACGGCGAUGUUCUCAUCACACAUAUCCAUUGGGGAGGAAAGUACUAUCCUGUUCCAUACGAGAGUGGACUGGCUGGAGAAGGCCUUUCUCCAGGCAAAAGCCUUUAUUUGUACGGAAUGCCGGAGAAGAAGGGAAAGCGAUUCCACAUCAACAUUCUCAAAAAGAACGGCGACAUCGCUCUACAUUUCAACCCGAGAUUCGACGAGAAGGUAGGUUGCCCUGGAAAAGAGGCCUUUUUGAGACCUGGUGAAGAUGUGAGGUAUUUGAAGGCAGUGGUGCGUAACUCAUUGAUCAGCAACGAAUGGGGUAACGAGGAACGCGAGGGCAAGAUGCCCUUCGAGAAGGCCGUCGGAUUCGAUCUCGAGAUCAAGAACGAGGACUACGCCUUCCAGAUAAUGGUGAACGGCGAACGAUUCGCCUCGUACGCUCAUCGACUCGAGCCACAUGAGCUGAAUGGGCUCCAGAUUGGUGGUGAUGUCGAGAUUACCGGAAUUCAACUUCAUUAA